AUGGUGAAAAACGGUUUUCACGUUAAACCAGAAUCCAUAUGGAAUAUGGAUGAAACUGUUCUACAACUUGACGUAAAACCAAGAAAAUUGGUUGCACGAAAAGACACAAAAAACCUCCAUAGUCGAACGAGUGGAAAUCGUGAGUUAAUCACUGUUAUUGCAUGUGUGAAUGCACAGGGCAAGUUCAUUCCACCCCAGGUUAUAGUAAAGGGAAAGACAUCCAGGUCUUUAUGGGGUUUAAACACUGAGCUCGCGCCUCCGGGAACAAAUUGGAGCUGGUCCGGUAGUGGCGAGACUAAACAGGGUCUAGCAAAACUAUGGUUUACCAAAACAUUUUUAGAAAACAUUGGUCCACAACAUCCUCACAACUUUAUUGAGCUAAUUAAUAUUGCUAUCCAGAACCAGUUACAUAUAGUUGAAAUGCCUUCACACACAUCAAACUGGCUUCAAUCAUGUGACCGCACCUUAUUCAAGCCACUGAAGGAUUAUUAUUGCUCUACAGUACAAGAUCUGAUGGGUCAGUUUCCAGGAAUUAUUACUUGUUUUUCAAAUUUUGCAAGGAUAUUUGCUUCAGCUUGGCAAAAAGCAAUGGCUUCUAACAACAUUACAUCUGGGUUCAAGUCGUGUUGA
Molecule: messenger RNA, 630 nt
Organism: Hydra vulgaris (swiftwater hydra)
Lineage: Eukaryota; Metazoa; Cnidaria; Hydrozoa; Anthoathecata; Hydridae
Source: RefSeq, a predicted model, not a curated record